AUGCAGGACACCUGGGUCCUGGUCACACUCACCUUGAUCUUUGGCCUGCUUCCCAGUCUCCAAGGAGUAAGCAUCAAUGAGACUGUAAACACAUGUGACAUCUUAAACUGCCCCCAAGGAUUCAGAUGCUGUGACAAUAAAUGUUGCCUGGAAAGAAAGCUCUGGAAUCCUCAAGAUGAUCCCUUCAGGAUCAGGUUCAUCAGUUUGUCGAUCACUUUACUCCUUUCGUACUUCUGUGGCCUGGUGUGGUUCUUUUGUUCUGGGAACGGAGAACUCCAGCAUGAGGACAGCACAGUGGAUCAUCAGACACCUCCAGAACUGCCCUCUAUUGCUCCUCUAGAGAGCAUUUGGGUCACAUCCUUGGAUUCCCCACCACCCUACAGUCAGGUGGUGCUGAUGCCAACUCCCACUGAACCACCUCCUCCCUACAGCCUCAGGCCUAAGGGCCCUGCUGUCCAGAUGAGAGGGACUGGCUAUGCAACUCUCUGA
Molecule: messenger RNA, 489 nt
Organism: Arvicanthis niloticus (Nile rat)
Lineage: Eukaryota; Metazoa; Chordata; Mammalia; Rodentia; Muridae
Source: RefSeq, a predicted model, not a curated record